AUGGAUUGUGAACAAGUUGUUCCUUCAAGCACUACUAAACAAGAAGAAUCCACGAAUGCUGCACCACAAGGAAAAGCAAAAUCUGGCAAAUGGUGGAAACCUGAAGUAAAGAGAUUUACAUCAGUUAUCAUAAAAAGUAAAGGUGCAAAAAAGACAUGGGAAAAAAAACUUGAACAGCGUAAGCAACUCGAGAUAGCUAAAAAACUUCAACAAAACAUGAGAGAUCAGGUAGCAGAAAAGAAACGCAUGGAACGUGAACGUUUAGAGGAGAAAAAACGGAGAUAUGAGGAAAACACUAAAAAGAAUGAAAUUGUACAAGUUGUCAAGAACACUGAAAAACUUCGACGAAUGAAAAAGAAGGAUCUUAGAAAACUUGCCAAAAGGGACAUAAAUUAA
Strongyloides ratti is the source of this 396-nucleotide messenger RNA. RefSeq lists its product as hypothetical. Lineage: Eukaryota; Metazoa; Nematoda; Chromadorea; Rhabditida; Strongyloididae. The coding region runs from base 1 to 396 and encodes 131 amino acids. Gene Ontology annotation, cellular component: nucleolus. The transcript has 2 exons. The record is from RefSeq and is a predicted model, not a curated record.